UUUAGAUGCCUAAUCCAUGUGUUCGAUAUGCUCGGUGAACAACAAUUAGUUGAUCAUUCUCCUAACGUGUUUUAUAAAAAUAACGCUUAGAUUGCAUUACGGAAUUGAUGAAUAUGCUGUGCAGGUAGAACUUGCUAGUCUUGAUUGGCUUUAUGGGUGCUCCUAAGCAGAAAUGGACAUCUGAAGAAGAAGCAGCUCUAAAAGCUGGAGUUCUUAAGCAUGGAGCAGGAAAAUGGUGCACAAUUCUUAAAGAUCCAAAGUUUAGCAGUGUGUUAUACCUGCGCUCUAAUGUGGAUAUUAAGGACAAAUGGAGGAACAUGAGUGUAAUGGAAAAUGGAUGGGGAUCUAAGGAGAAGGCUAGGUUAGCCCUGAAAAGAGUGCAACAUGUCCCUAAGGAUGACAACCUUCUCUCACUCACAACUGCUGAUCCCAGUGAUGAAGACUCGGGUGAUGUGAGGCCUCUUCAGUCUUCUAGUGGUUCUCCACAAGUUGGUGCUUCAAAAAGAUCUAUGAUAAGGCUGGACAAUCUUAUGAUGGAGGCAAUAAACAACUUGAAGGAGCAUGGUGGCUCUAAUAAGACUACCAUUGGCACAUACAUAGAGUUUUUUCCGGAUUAA
Lactuca saligna is the source of this 617-nucleotide messenger RNA. Lineage: Eukaryota; Viridiplantae; Streptophyta; Magnoliopsida; Asterales; Asteraceae. The record is from the annotation of a GenBank genome assembly.